Messenger RNA from Callorhinchus milii (elephant shark), 1656 nucleotides. Its product is annotated as solute carrier family 22 member 5-like. Lineage: Eukaryota; Metazoa; Chordata; Chondrichthyes; Chimaeriformes; Callorhinchidae. The transcript has 10 exons. The coding region runs from base 4 to 1656 and encodes 550 amino acids. Gene Ontology annotation, biological process: transmembrane transport. Gene Ontology annotation, molecular function: transmembrane transporter activity. Gene Ontology annotation, cellular component: membrane. The record is from RefSeq and is a predicted model, not a curated record.
ACAAUGCAAGACUAUGAUGAAGCCAUCGCUUUCCUGGGAGAUUGGGGAGCCUUCCAGAGAACUGUGUUCUUUUUGUUGAGUGUUUCAGUUAUCCCUAAUGGCUAUGUGGGUCUGUCUAUGGUGUUUCUGGCAGACACCCCUCAGCACCACUGCCGUCUGCCUGACUCUCUGAACGGAACCACUGGAGAAGCUAAUCUGAGUUCACUGCUGCCUGUAGAGGAGGUGGAUGGUGAGAUGAUCUACAGUCGAUGUAGAAGAUACAAAACUCCUGCAACAGAUGCUUUAAAUGCCACAACACGUGAGACUGAGCCCUGUGUGGAUGGCUGGGAGUACAGCACUGACAGGUACAUCUCUACUAUUGUCACUCAGUGGGAUCUCGUCUGUGAGGAUAGCUGGAAAGGACCAUUCACUACAUCAAUGUUUUUCGUAGGCGUGUUUUCUGGUUCCUUUGCCUCUGGACAUCUUUCUGACAGGUAUGGGAGAAAGUUUAUUCUGUUUGCCACCAUGGCUUUACAGACAGUCUUCAGCCUUGUUCAAGUGUUUUCUGUGAGCUGGGAGAUGUUCUGCACAUUGUACUUUUUCGUUGGUCUUGGACAGAUUUCAAAUUAUGUAGCUGCUUUUAUUUUAGGAACUGAGCUCCUUAGCAAAUCUGCAGGUGCUGUUCAUGGAACACUUGGCAACUGCCUGUUUUAUGCUCUGGGUUACGCAAUUAUGCCUUUUUUAGCAUAUUUUAUUCGAGAUUGGCGGAUGUUACUGCUAGCUAUGACUCUUCCUGGAUUUCUGUAUGUGCCUUUAUGGUGGUUUAUACCGGAGUCUCCCAGGUGGCUACUCUCCAAGGGUCGAGUGGAAGAAGCAGAGGCCAUAGUGCAAGCUGCUGCUAAGCAAAAUGGCAUUACAUACACAGGGGUGAUAUUUAAGAAUAUUAAUAGUUCCACAGAUAUGCUGUCAAAUCCAAAGCAUAAUAUUAAACGUACGUACACCUACUUUGAUUUGGUUAAAGAUUUCAAUUUAAGGAUCAACACAGUGGUGUCCUGUUUCAUGUGGAUAAUUAUAAGUACCUGUUACUUUGGGAUAUCCUUGAAUACUUCUAACAUGAAUGGAGAUCCCUACAUCAACUGUUUAAUCAGUGCAGCUUCUGAAAUUGUAGCAUACAUAUUCGCCUGGUGGUUGUUGAAAAUAGCACAUCGAAGAAUGGCAAAUGUAUCCAUGAUGUUACUCAGUGGAACUAUGUUGCUGUUGAUACAACUGGUGCCUUCAGCUCUGCAUAUUGUUUUCACGGUGCUGGCAAUGAUUGGUAAAUUUUGCAUUACGACAGUCUUUGCUGUCAUCUAUAUUUACUCAGCUGAGCUUUUUCCAACUGUAGUGAGAAACAUGGGGCUUGGAGCCUGUUCUAUGGCAUCCAGGUUUGGCUCAGUAAUGUCCCCGUAUAUUGUUUAUCUUGGAAGGUUUAACAAGGAGCUCCCUUUCAUAUUAAUGGGGUUAUUGAUGCUGGUAUCUGUGGUUCUCAGUUGCAUCUUACCUGAGACACAUAAACAACCUCUUCCAGACACAAUUGAGCAGACACAACCACCUAGAUGUUGUGCAAUCAAGAGGAAUAAGGUUGUCAUUGCAGAAAAUGAUGAAAUACCCGAACAUUUGAACCUCAAAGAGUUCUGA